CUCAACGUACUUCUCUCUCCACAAACACACCACUUUUUCGUCUCCAAUUUAGACAUUCUUUGUUUCUUACGAUAAUGGGUAGAUCUCCUUGUUGUGAUGAUCAGAGUGGUUUGAAGAAAGGUCCAUGGACAACCGAAGAAGAUCAGAAGUUGGUUGAUUACAUUAACACAAAUGGCCAUGGAAGCUGGAGAGCUCUCCCCAAGCUUGCAGGCCUCAACAGGUGUGGCAAGAGUUGCAGGUUAAGGUGGACUAAUUACCUGAGGCCUGAUAUCAAGAGAGGUAAAUUCUCCGAAGAAGAGGAAAGAGUUAUCAUCAACCUUCAUGCAGUUGUUGGGAACAAGUGGUCUAAGAUUGCUACUCAUCUUCCGGGGCGAACUGAUAAUGAAAUCAAGAACUUUUGGAACACUCACCUGAGAAAGAAGCUGCUACAAAUGGGACUUGAUCCAAACACCCACAAGCCAAGGACAGACCUCAAUCACCUUCUGAAUCUUUCACAGUUGCUUAGCACGGCGAACGUUGGCAACAUGAUGACUAGUACUCCUUGGGACAAUGCACUGAGGCUACAAGCAAGUGCUGCACAGCUAGCAAAAAUGCAAUUACUGCAAAAUUUAUACAUGCAGGUUAUAAAUUCGUCAGUUGCACCUGAUAUAGACAACAAGACUAGUACUGGUCUUUUUGGUUCUCAGAAUAUUAACCUCUUUGGAGGGAACUUCAGCGGAGCAAGCACUAUGGUCGGAGGUCAAGAAUGGAAUCCUGAUAGCAUCCCUGGAGCACCUAAUGAGUUAAACACUAUUUCCAACUCACUGGAAGGGUUUGAAGGACUGAAUAGCAAUAUUAACACCAACUUGAUGAGCAGCUGCUAUGAUAUCCAGAGCUUUAAGAACCAAUUUGCUGAAUUAGUUUCAGCAUCAUCUCCUGGGAGUUCCACUACCAAUAACCAAAUCGAAAGCACGAGUACAGGUGAUAUUCCAGCUGCAGGUCAGUCAUCACCCACCUCCAUCUUUGAGGCUUGGGAGAAACUCAUGGAUGAUGAUACAAGUGAAUCCUACUGGAAAGAUAUUCUCCAAUCAAUGUCAUAACCACAUCAAAUCUAGCUCCUAGAAGAUAGGCCGUAUUAAUUUGAAGAACUUCUUCCCAACUUCAUACAGAAAAAUACUGCAUUCGUUAUUCAUUAAUAAAUAUUUGUUUUUUUUUUUUCUUAUAAAAAAGUUCUUUGUUUGAUGCAGCUGUGUGAAAAGAUACCUCCACAUUCUUGUAAUUAAACUUUGUAUUUACAGA
Molecule: messenger RNA, 1278 nt
Organism: Rosa chinensis
Lineage: Eukaryota; Viridiplantae; Streptophyta; Magnoliopsida; Rosales; Rosaceae
Product: transcription factor MYB39
Exons: 3
Coding region: 75-1079 (334 amino acids)
Source: RefSeq, a predicted model, not a curated record